UAGAUCACUGACCAAGUACAUUUCCAAAGGUUGUUAUUGUUUUUUGUCCACCGAAUGUGAAUUUUAGGGGUGAAUUGAUUUUUUAAGAUUUAUUAAAAAUACUUUGAAAAUAUAUCUCAAGUCAUACAGCUACAGCUUCGCGAAAUUCUAGACCAUUUAUGAGGUUUUACCAUGUGCAAAAUCCAGCGAACGCGACCAAUACGCGACAAACAUAAGUUGCAAACACGUUUUAUGCAGUGCUUGUGUGUUGGUGCCGCAUGAGGAUUUGUAUGCGUUCGGGAACUGGUCCGGUGGCUAUUUAAAUUCAUAAGGUUAUAGCAUAGGUAUAUAUAAUAUGUAUAAAAAUUCGUGUGAGAAACGAAUGUGUAUUUGGCGACCACGAGCCAUGGUGAGUUUAUAAUAGCGAAAUCUGCAAGUAUAUCUGCGCAAUGGAAGGCGUUGAUGCGAUGUCGAGAAAAUAUUAGAUUUCUCUGAAAUAAACCGUUUGAUUUUAUCUGAUUUUAUUUAAUUCUUUUAAUUCUUUCAUUAUUAUUAUUCAUCGCACUUAAUUUAGCUCGCUUCCGUAUAAUCUUUUUAUACUUUCACCAUUUCACCCAAAAGUCGUUCGGAGGCAUUUUAAUUGGUCUUCGAACGACAGAUGCCAGCAACAAACCUUGUAGAAUUAUAGUCCCGCUGAGGAAGGGUCCAUGCCCCAUUUUUUUAGAAAGGAAACAAGCAGAUUACAGUUACUUGCCAGUGAGAACCGCAUCUCGUGGCAUUCCUCCAAGCAGUGCGCGUCGUCUAGUAAUUUUACGUAGCAACAAUCAUAGAAAGAACAUAAAACUGAGCAGCUACAACAAGCGACUGACAGAAUCCAAAGAGAAAUAGAAGAAGUAACGGAAAGGGAGUGCGAGCUACGAAGUGUAGGAAGCAUAAAGACAAUUUCCCUGGAAACUGUGGAUUCUAAGCUACUUCGAAUGCCACAGGCUUUCGCAACAGGGAAGUUGAAGAGAACUACAUCUACUCCACAAAUAUUGGAAGCGGUAGCUCAAUCUCCCGUGACACCGAAUUUAUCUCCGAAAAUGACCAACGGUGUUAUAUCAGCUAGAUCGACGCCAACUCCUGUUCGCUUUGCAACUAAUCCGACUCAGAAAGGUUUGAUGCAGAGAUUUCUGGCAACAAGAGGGAAAAUUUAUAAACCAAAACCAGUGAUAAGUGAUUUUUUGACACCGCCCACAACGCCAACCCACAAUGACUUUAAUCCACUAAGCAUCAAGAGUAUCGAAAUUAAAAUUGAACCCGAUGACGAACCCAAAAAACCACCAAUUAGAAAAGGCUACAUACCAGUUGAGCAAAAAAUACAAAAGGAAUUAAAUGAAAUGAAAGAACGUGAAAAGGAACUCAGGGUAAUGAGAUCGCAAAUGUUGGCAAAAUCACAGCCAAACCUUCUCGACAUCAUCAAUGAUAAUGACUCGGAUAUUUAUGACGGAGCAAGUUCGCUGCGUAGUGGAACGUCUUCUAAUACUUUAAACGAAGAUGAACCAGAGAAGGAAAAUAGGGGAAAGCAUAAGGCUAAUCCGAGGCGUAGGAGUGCGCUGAUAGCACAGUGGGAAAAUAUGAUCGCAUCAAAAAAAGAGGUGACCGAAAACGGUAAUGAAGUUGAUAGCAGUUUCUGAGGAGCUGGCUCCUAUGCAGAUUACGAUUGACCAUUUUGUCGAAAAUCAGAGAGGUUACUUCGACUAUACGCAACGAGUGCCUGCGUUGGUUCAGUGUGUCGAUAGUCGCCUCAAUUAAUUAAUUAGUUAUCAUUGAAUUUUAAAAGGUCAAGGGCAGGUACAUCAAACAGGCUCGUCUUCCGAAACGCGGACUUGAGUUAUUUAGACCACAUAAUCGAAAUUUGAAACACGAAACGAUAACAGUGACAUAUCUUAUCACCACAUAUAAUGAUGAAUCACAUCUAUGAACACCCGACAUCGUAUGGUGGUUAAUGAAUCAGCUAAUUAAAAAGAAAGAAAAGAUUCAGUUGGAAUGUGUAAUGUAUGUAUAUAGCAUAGCUAAUGUUAUUUCAUUUUACACAAGCAUGUCGGUCGUUGGUUCUUUCUUCAAUCCAGUAUCCAAUUGGUUAAAUGUGGAUUCAAAAUUGAUGUGCUAAAACAGUCAUUUGAAGACCAGAAAAUCUAAUUGAUAGAAAUAAUAAAAAAGUAUAUUUUUGGAUCGAAAAUAUUUCAUUUCGUUGAAAAGAUUCUUUAGGGGCUCUUAAUAUGACAAAAUUUUAAAUAUUAAAUACCAAUUAGGCAAUAAUAUCCUAAUCAAAAAAGAGUGCAAUGACAUCAAAACCUGUGCUGAGUUUUGCUACAUGAGUUUCGAUAGGUCCUAUUUUUUUACUUUUACCUACUUUAAGUGGAUUAUAAUGAAUUGUGAAUUAUUUAUAAUUAACUACAUUGUCAUGUGCACUCAUAUGUUUGGCCCCACAUCUGGAAUUUUGCUGUAAAAUUCGAUUUUAUCCCAGCUCUAUCUUUCAAUAGCCUACACCCAGUGAGAAACGUAGAGUUAUAUUUGUGUUUUUUAGCGAUAGGUCAAUUCAAAUAUUUAUACGAUCAUUAGUUGAUACAUAUAUGGCAAAUCGGAGUACUCAACACCCCACAAAUAUUCCAGGUGUAUAGUGGACCUACAUUCAUAACUCAUAAUAUAAGAAUUAUUUAUACUUACAUGAGUGUUAAGUUAUUGUUGAUAUGAUUAUAAUCGCUAUUAAUCUCAUGAUGAAUGUUAUUAUGAUGGUAAUAAGAACCACGGCUACAAAGUUUACUUAAUUACAAGUAUGCAUAAAGGUAUAUUUGCUGCUACCUUUAUCUCAGUACCUUAUUAACUGUCAAUUUGUUAAUUAUUAUGUCAUAGAGUAAUAAAAUUACAAAUCGGAAUUUCACUGAUGAAAAAAUGGAA
Athalia rosae (coleseed sawfly) is the source of this 2919-nucleotide messenger RNA. RefSeq lists its product as uncharacterized. The transcript is spliced from 5 exons. NCBI's taxonomy places the organism in Eukaryota, Metazoa, Arthropoda, Insecta, Hymenoptera, Athaliidae. Bases 957 to 1655 code for a protein of 232 amino acids. The record is from RefSeq and is a predicted model, not a curated record.